This is a messenger RNA of Zymoseptoria tritici IPO323, 450 nucleotides long. RefSeq lists its product as uncharacterized. Gene Ontology annotation, biological process: translation. Gene Ontology annotation, cellular component: ribosome; mitochondrion; small ribosomal subunit. Gene Ontology annotation, molecular function: structural constituent of ribosome. NCBI's taxonomy places the organism in Eukaryota, Fungi, Ascomycota, Dothideomycetes, Mycosphaerellales, Mycosphaerellaceae. The annotation marks the transcript as partial. The transcript has a single exon. The record is from RefSeq and is a predicted model, not a curated record.
GCCUCCCUCCGCCUCCCUCUAGCCGUCCAAGCAACCUACCUCACCCCCCUCAAACGCGCACCCACCUCAAACCUCACCUCCGCCGACCUCCAACUCCGCUCCUACUCCAUCCGCAACCUCGAAGUCUUCGCCGACUUCGCCCUCCGCGCAGCCUACUACCUCCACCUCCCCGCCAAGGGACCCAUUUUGCUGCCGAAAAAGGUGGAACGCUGGACCGUGCCGCGGGGAAAUUUCGUACACAAGAAAUCGCAGGAGAAUUUCGAACGGAUUACUCUGCGACGGUGGGUGAGGAUCGUGGAUGGACAUCCCGAGACGGUGAGCGUGUGGUUGGCUUUCUUGCGGAAGUAUCAGUAUUAUGGCGUGGGUAUGAAAGCGGAUGUGUGGGAGAGUGGGAGUUUGGAAGCGGGGAGGGAGCUGGAUGAGGAGGCGAAGAGGAUUGAGGGGAUGAUG